Molecule: messenger RNA, 1791 nt
Organism: Pyricularia grisea
Lineage: Eukaryota; Fungi; Ascomycota; Sordariomycetes; Magnaporthales; Pyriculariaceae
Exons: 1
Coding region: 1-1791 (596 amino acids)
Biological process (GO): transmembrane transport
Molecular function (GO): transmembrane transporter activity
Source: RefSeq, a predicted model, not a curated record
AUGUGGAAUGAGAAAUCGCAGACCGACAAUGUCGACCUGGAGGACAAUAAACCCGCAGCCGACAGGGACCUUGAAAACAACGACAACAGCCGGUCAAGGGUUGCCGAACAGCCAUUGUCGCAAAAUUCCAACGAUGACGGCAACGACAGCGACGCCGAGAGCGUGGGCGGACAGCGCAGCGCCAUGACGACGCGCCAGCUGCUGCUUGCCUUUCCCGCCCUCUCAAUCUCGCUAUUCGUCUCCUUCAUCGACCAGACCAGCGUAUCAACCGCGAUACCCGCCAUCGCUGAGGACCUCGACACGGGCGCCGCCACGUCGUGGAUCGGGGCUUCAUUCCUCAUCGCCUCGACGGCGUUUCAACUGAUCAACGGCCGUCUCUCCGACAUCUUUGGGCGCAAGAAUUUGCUCCUUGUGUGUCUGUGCCUCAUGGGCCUGGGCGACCUGCUCUGCGGCUUUGCAAAGACCAAGGAGCAGCUGUUUGCCUUUCGUGCCAUUGCCGGUGUCGGCGGCGGCGGCAUCAACAGCAUCGUCAUGAUUAUCGUCAGCGACGUCACCACGCUCGAGAACCGCGGCAAGUACCAGGGCAUUCUUGGUGCCAUGAUAUCUCUCGCCAACGGCGUCGGUCCCUUCAUCGGCGGAGUGGUGGUUGAAAAGGCCAACUGGCGCUGGGUGUUUUGGAUGGUGCCGCUCCUCGCCGCCCCUACCGCUGUCGUCAUUUUCUUCUUCCUCACCCUGAGACACCACGACGGCAGCACCUACUUUGAAAGAAUCAAGCGCAUCGACCACGGCGGCAUCGUGCUGAACCUGGCAUCGGUGCUUUUGGUUCUGAUUCCCCUCUCAGGAGGAGGUGUCACCUAUGCCUGGUCGUCGCCGUUCCUGAUCGGAACUCUCAUCGCAGGAUGUGUCCUCGCCGUGGCCUUUGUGCUGUACGAAUGGAAGGUCGCCGCGAUGCCAAUCAUGCCGCUGCGACUCUACCGUUACCCACAUUGCUCCUACCUGUACGCGCAGACCUUCCUCACGGGCCUAGCGUACUAUGGUGCCUUCUUCUACCUACCCAUCUACUUCCAAUCCGUGCUCGGCAACGGGGCUCUCCUUUCGGGUGUCCUCCUUCUGAGUCUCGUCAUCACCUCGUCCUUCUCCUCCAUCCUCUCUGGCUUCUUCAUGGCGCGCAAGGGCCGCUACAUGCCGUGCAUCCUGGUCGGCUUCGUCGUGUGGACGCUGGGAAACGGCCUGACGCUGACGUUUGACCGGUCGACCGUCGUGGGGGCGCUCGUCGGCAUACUGAUAGUGCAGGGGUUCGGCACGGGGCUGACGCUGCAGCCGACGCUGGUCGGCAUGUACGCCAACUCGGCCAACCGGGACCGCGCCGUGACCACUGGCCUGCGCAACUUCAUCCGCACCAUCGGUGGCGCCUUUGGGCUCGUCAUCUCGGGCGCCAUCCUCAACAACACGCUCAAGCAGGAGCUAUCGGGCCGACCAGGGUUCUCCGAAGAGGCCAUUGCGAGCCUGACUUCCUCCGCUUACACCAUCGACGCUCUAGGCUUGUCGGGGGAGGAUGUGGACCUCGUCUUGACGGUGUACAUGCGCGGGCUGCAUUACAUUUUCAUCUUUUUCACAGUGUGCUCCGCACUGAGUCUAUUGUUGACCUUUGGUGUGGGUAAUACGGACCUCAAGGCCAAGGCAAAGACUCAGGCAGAUGGGGGCGAAAAGUCGGAACAGCAGGCGGAGACCACUCCGACCUCUACACCGGCCUCACGAUCCAGCAGUUCUCUAGACCAAUCCCGGAGGUGA